AGUUACCGCACUAUGUUCGUCAUGCUCCUUCGCUUGCGUCAGCCCUCCAAGCACCUUCUAGCCCUUGAACUUGCCAUGAAGGAUAUUCUCAAAGAGGAAGAUAUCGCUAAACUUCGGGAUAUUGCGAAUGAAGAAGUCGGUGAGCGACAUGGGGAUGGAAGAAGGGAUUACAUCCUCCACCUCCGCAAGGUCCUCCAAGACUACCAAAGUAACUCGAGAUGAGGACGCAGGUGAAUCUGGCGCCACCUCCGCUGCGGAAGACGAUGACGACCCUUCUACCGACGACGAUCCUGAAAAUCAAAAGCAUGGGCUGGUCUUUCACAAGGUUCGGUUUCAGCAAAUAGGCCACACAAUCACGAUACUGAACCCUACGAGCAAUUACGAAGAUCCACCUGCCUUUCUGUAUGGACAGCGUAAACAGAAGGCCAGUGCUUUAUAUGUUGGUGAAGACGGCGAUGAUAGCGAUAUGCACACACUGAGGAUAGGACAAGUGAAGAAGAAACAAAGGUCGAUGAAGUUCCGGGCAGUGAACUGGCUCAAGUUAGGUGGGGGAAUAUUGUCGAGUCCCAAGACCAUUGCCAUCAAUGAUCAAGGCUCAACCCCCCCGCAUGGUUCAAGCAGACGCCGAAUUGCAAAGUUAUCAUCCACGGGCAAUUCCUUCUGGUCCUCGCCAUCAUGGGGAAGAUAUGCGACGAGGAGGGUUGGGGUAACGUUCAUUACAAUGGCCAGCUCGGCCCGAAAAUGGGGGAGAAUGAUCUCAGAGGCUUUGCAGAAGAUCCGGACCUGCGAAUUCUUUUCUGCACCCUCCAGAGCGGCGGGGUUGGCCUGAACUUGACCAUGGCAACCCGCGUCAUCAUCUGUGAUCCAUGGUGGAAUUGGUCG
Molecule: messenger RNA, 882 nt
Organism: Eremomyces bilateralis CBS 781.70
Lineage: Eukaryota; Fungi; Ascomycota; Dothideomycetes; Eremomycetales; Eremomycetaceae
Exons: 2
Coding region: 128-829 (233 amino acids)
Source: RefSeq, a predicted model, not a curated record